CUAAAACAACCCUAUUUAUUGAUCCAGUUCAACACUCAAACGUCAGCUGAAGCUAUCUACUAUACUAAGACCAGAGUGAAUUCACCAAGGAGUAGAGAAUGGAAUCAACAGAACACAAGUCCAGGGUGGUGGUCAUUGAUUCUUUGCAAUCAUGGGAAUUCUAUGUCAACCAAGCCUCUAAUCAGAAUUGCCCUAUUGUUGUUCACUUCAGUGCUUCAUGGUGCAUGCCAUCAGUGGCUAUGAAUCCCUUUUUUGAAGAUAUGGCUUCAAGUUAUCCAGAUUUUCUGUUUCUCAAUGUUGAUGUUGAUGAAGUCAAGGACGUCGCCACGAGGCUGGAAAUAAAGGCAAUGCCAACAUUUGUGUUCCUGAAGGAUGGUGCUCCACUGGAGAAGCUGGUUGGUGCGAAUCCAGAAGAGAUAAAGAAAAGGAUUGAUGGGUUUGUUCACUCCACUCAUGCAUCAAUAGCAUAGUUAAGCAUAUGCAUAAUAGAAGUGUGGUCCUGGCAUCCGGGUCAAAAGUCUUUUGUGAUGUUGUAUGUUGUGGAAUAUCUAUCAGAUCAUCAAGUGUAAUUUCCAAGUUCUUUAGUGGUCACUGUUUUCAGUUUUUAAUUUAACCACAACUUGUAUGUUAUACAGUUUGGUUAUGUUGCUCUUCCCCUGGAAAUUGUAAAUUAAAGGACUGUGUCCUGCUGUUUGUGUAUUGGUUAUUUUUCUAGUAAAAGAAAAAAAAACAUACAACCAUAGACAAA
Messenger RNA from Lotus japonicus, 748 nucleotides. RefSeq names its product thioredoxin-like protein CXXS1. NCBI's taxonomy places the organism in Eukaryota, Viridiplantae, Streptophyta, Magnoliopsida, Fabales, Fabaceae. The transcript is spliced from 3 exons. The coding region runs from base 99 to 470 and encodes 123 amino acids. The record is from RefSeq and is a predicted model, not a curated record.